Messenger RNA from Carassius carassius (crucian carp), 1018 nucleotides. Its product is annotated as sulfotransferase 2B1-like. Gene Ontology annotation, biological process: sulfation. The record is from RefSeq and is a predicted model, not a curated record. Bases 95 to 961 code for a protein of 288 amino acids. Gene Ontology annotation, cellular component: cytoplasm. Gene Ontology annotation, molecular function: sulfotransferase activity. NCBI's taxonomy places the organism in Eukaryota, Metazoa, Chordata, Actinopteri, Cypriniformes, Cyprinidae. The transcript is spliced from 6 exons.
CACUCACUCUCUCUUUCUCUCCUCCUCUCCAAACACAAGUGAAUUCACACGGUCAAGAAAACGUCCUUGUUUUUCAAAGUCCGGUCAGCAGAGAAUGGCAAAUAACAAUUUGUAUCUAGAUUACCAUGGUCUCCUGCUACCUAAGAUAGCUCAUACAGGGGAAACUCUCAACUACCUCCAGAAUUUCCAAGUCAAAGAUGAUGAUGUUUUUGCUGUUACCUACCCAAAAUCCGGCACUACUUGGAUGCAGGAAAUUAUUCCCCCGCUCCUGAAUGGAGGAGACCUGACGUCCGUGGAAACCAUCCCUAACUGGGACAGGGUUCCAUGGCUGGAGGAAACACGAGCUUCAUUGGUCUUAGAUAAGCUCCCUUCACCACGAGCAAUCGUCUCCCACAUGCCUUAUAAUUUGAUGCCUUCCUCCUUUUUCAAGUCCAAGGCCAAGGUAAUCUAUGUCGCUCGGAAUCCUAAAGAUGUUUUAGUCUCCUCUUUCCACUUUCAUCAAAUGGCCAGUUUCCUUGAAGACCCUGGAACAUUUGAAGAAUUUGUUGACAAAUUCCUCUCUGGAAAAGUUUUGUUCGGAAAGUGGACCGACCAUGUGAAAACCUGGCGAAACCCUGAACUCGGUGACAGAAUUCUGUACAUCACCUACGAAGAAAUGCUUCAGGACCUCCGUGAAGUCCUGGGCAGGAUUUUAAAAUUUCUUGGCCGGGAGCUCAGUGCAGAGGCUCUGGAUCGCGUGGUCAAUCAUGGCACUUUCAAAAAUAUGAAAACAAACAAAAUGUCAAACUACUCUCUGGUGCCAGAAAACAUUAUGGAUAACAAGAAGUCACCCUUCCUCAGAAAAGGUAUCGCUGGAGACUGGAAGAAUCACUUCAGUCCUGAACUUGAUGCCAAGUUCACAGCUGUCAUUCAAGAGGAAAUGAAAGAAAGUAACAUCAGAUUCCUGUGGGAUGAGGAAUGAGUGAAUCUCUUGUAAUGACAUCUCGGUGCAGAUCAAAAUAAACAGUCAUAGAUGGAA